AUGUUAAAUAUUUUACCGACUUUAGUAGUUGCAAGUAUCAUCACAACGUGCUAUGGGGACGUACAAAUAGCCAGCAAGCAACCAUUGGGCACUUUGUACAGAUGGAAGCAAAUAGACUUCGAGUUUCCGAAUGAGAACCUGCGCCAGGAAGCCAUUUACAACAGGCAAUUCAUUCCAUCUAACGUAAUACCACUUGGAAUCGAGCGAUGGAAAGACAGGCUGUUCAUCAGUACACCCCGAUGGAAAAAAGGAGUACCAGCUACACUAUCGACGGUUCCGAUUGUAUCAUCAACAGCGUCACCAACCUUAGAACCGUACCCUAGUUGGGACUGGCAAAAUGCGGAUAACUGCACAGGUUUUACCUCUCUGUUCCGCAUGAACAUAGAUCACUGCGGCGUCAUGUGGGCUCUCGACUCCGGGCAACUGGAACCCUUCGGAGACACCAGUAAUCCCUGUCCGCCAACACUGUUCGCCAUUAAUGUUAACACCGACACUGUCAUCGGCCGUUACCCAAUCCCAAGCGAGUUUGUCUUACAAGAUUCGUUGAUUACUAACCUUGUUGUAGACUCGAGAGAUGUGCUGUGCCGAGAUCUGCAUGUGUACAUGGCAGACGCAUGGCGAUUCGGUUUAAUCGUCUUCCGAGACGAAGACAAGGCUUUUUGGCGAUUCAAUCAUUAUACUUUUUACCCCCAUCCUUUACUUUCUAACUACACUUUACACGGCUUAAACUUUCAAUGGACUGACGGACUCUUUGGCAUGUCGUUAGGUAAUGUACAUCAAGGCGAUCGUUUACUAUAUUACCAUGCUAUGUCAAAUGACCUAGAGUUUGUAGUAAAAACAUCUGUAAUACGAGACCCGUCACGCGUUAACAAUGCCGUAAGUGAGUUUGAACUGCUUGGCCAAUGUCGCGGCGCCGACGGACAGGUAUCAGCCGCAGCUGUCGACCGCAACGGUGUUAUGUUCUUCAACCUCGUUUCUAGAGACAGUAUCGGAUGUUGGGAUACACACAAACCGUACUUAAUCCGUAACUUGAUGAUUGUAGCACAAAAUAAUAGAACUUUGGUUCUCCCUAACGAUUUACGAAUUGACCACGAAGUCCCUCAAAUGGUGUGGAUAAUAACAAAUAAACUGCCUAUGUUUUUGGCCGAUGUAAUAGAUCCAAAUGAAUUUAAUUAUCGUGUCAUAUAUUUAGAUCCAGUCGCAGCAGUUGAAAACAGUAUCUGUCAGCCGUGA
Arctia plantaginis is the source of this 1233-nucleotide messenger RNA. Lineage: Eukaryota; Metazoa; Arthropoda; Insecta; Lepidoptera; Erebidae. The record is from the annotation of a GenBank genome assembly.